AUGGUACACCAAAAUGUUAAGUUGGGAUCCAUCACAAUAACAACUCCAGAUAUAAAAAUAUUUGCCAUCAAUGGAGAUAUAGGUUUUACACAAACAUCGGCGCACAAAGAAAGUCUGGAACAACAUCAUCAAGAUCAAUACUGUUCAUCUAUAUAUUCCAUGCCAACCGCAUCAUCGCAAUUACCACAGCACCUUCCGACAAUAUUCAAUGAUUUAUUGGGUCAUAUCGAGAAUCCUCGGCAAAAGCAACAAAUCCGUCAGAUCAUGGAACAACAUUACCGUAUAUUCGAUACAACAUCGCCAGCGAUCGCUAAAACAAAUAUUACACAUACAAUAAGAACGGGAGAUCAUGCACCAGUUAAUUCAAGACCAUAUAGACUCCAUACUCAACAACAACGAGUAUUAACUGGUGAGAUUAACAAGAUGUUGAAAGCAGGUCAAAUUAGACCUUCCAAUUCGCCAUGGUCAUCGCCGGUCUUGUUAGUAAAGAAGAAAGACGGAUCGGUUCGCUUUGUCGUAGAUUACCGAAAGUUGAACAACAUCACUAUCAAAGAUUCAUAUCCGAUACCACACAUUGAAGAAACAUUAAGCCGACUGAAUGGUCAUCGGUUCUUUUCUAAAUUGGACCUAAAAACAGGAUAUUAUCAAAUCCCGAUUCAAGAAGUAGAUAGACAGAAAACUGCAUUUAUUAUACCAAAUGGGCUGUUUGAGUUUAAUGUAUUGGCAAUGGGAUUGAAGAAUGCCCCACCAUCAUUCCAACGGAUCAUGAACGAUUUAAUAGCUAAUACACAAGAUGGGAAUAUUGUUUAG
Messenger RNA from Didymodactylos carnosus, 810 nucleotides. The record is from the annotation of a GenBank genome assembly. NCBI's taxonomy places the organism in Eukaryota, Metazoa, Rotifera, Eurotatoria, Philodinida, Philodinidae.